GCGUGUUGUUAUCAGCCAGAAAUGCAAAUCAUAGAUUAUAUUUUGAUCUGUUGCUAUAAUUUCCACUCUCGUUCAAGCUUUUCUGGGCUCUCACCUCAGAAAUUUUUUGUCAUUUUCAAAUGCAACGAAUAAAAACGUUAACGCAUAAUGGCAGAAGGCAUUUGCCUCUGCCUUCGGGUCCUUUCUCAGUUGGCUGCUGUGACAUAAUGACAUCUUAUUUAAAAUUUGGUGUUUUUGUAAGAUUAUUUUAUCCAUCUAAAGUUCAGGGAGUUGUAGAAAGAUAUCUACAAUGGCCAGAAUGGAUUCCACACAAAGAAUACGUAAAUGGUUAUGCUGUUAGAGCAGGUGUGCCACCAAAGUUGUAUAAAAUGCUCUUUGAUUUGUAUGUUGGAAAGUUGUAUAUUCCAGCUAUUUGGCAAGCACAACUUCAACCGACGGAUGGAAAGUAUCCAGUUAUUGUUUUUUCCCAUGGAUUGAGUGGCUUCCGUACUACAUAUUCGUCAAUCUGCUUAGAAUUAGCUUCACAUGGCUAUGUGGUUGCUGCUGUUGAACACAGAGACCACUCUGCUUCAGCCAGUUUUUACAAGAAACAAGCCCGCAUGUCUGCCUUUGGGUCAAAUCCAGGCUCCAAUCUUGAUGAAAUUGAUAGUCUGCUAAAUGUGCCGAUGGAGAUUAAUUGGGAAGAUGUUGUUGAUAGCAAAUGGGACCCUGGGCCACGCAUUCAAGAUAUAGGUCCAUUUUGCCACACAAAGGAGUGGAUGCUUUAUUUAAACCCUUCUAAAGAAAAUGAAAUGUCUUUCCGGAGGCAGCAGGUAAGGUAUCGAGCCAGAGAAUGCUCUGAAGCUUUAGAUUUACUAGAAGAUUUGAACCUUGGGCGAAGUGUUACAAAUAUUCUUGAUGCUAGUUUCAAUGCAAGCAUGUUUAAAGACAGGUUGGAUCUUUCCAAUGCAUUCUUCAUUGGUCAUUCAUUUGGUGGUGCCACUGGAAUACUUUCUUUAGCUACAGAACUUCGUUUCAGAGCAGGUGUUCUUUUGGAUCCAUGGAUGUUUCCUUAUUUUGAGGACCAGCAUGCAUUUUCCAUGAUCUCUCAGCCAUUUUUAUGCCUUCUUGUCCAAAGUUUCCAGACUAAACAAUCCAUGAAGGUGCUAAAACAACUACAGAACCUACAUAGUUUUGGAGAAUUCGUUACUUUAAAGAAAGCAAACCAUCGUGAUUUGUGUGAUACUCCAUUUGUGCCAAAAGUUUCACUUUCAUUAUCUUCCAAAAUGGGAAUUCGCAUCGGAAGGUUUCCUGCUUUGGACUUGACUGUAGAUCUUAUUCUGCAGUUUUUAGGGCAACAAUUAGGUGGUUCAAUCAAACAUGAAAGUGAAAAGCUGGAGUGUUUGAAAGAAAAAUUUCUAGUGGAUGAAGAUUUUUCCUCUGUGGAUGAUGAAAAAACAACAUGCUUCAAUAUUUAAAUAAUAUUCAAUUAUUUAAAAAUUUCUGGAAAAAACGUUGGAAACUAAUCAAAGUGAAAUGUUUCUGUGUCUAUUCCAGCGGUUCUCAACCUACCACCCCCUAGCAAACCCCUUCCAAACUCUGAAAGAAGUUGGCGGAAGUUACCCCUUAAUACUAAAUAAUAAGCGAAAAAUAAAUAAAAUAAACGCGCGAGCACACACACAUAGACAAUAAAAUUUGAGAUUUUUUUUAGUUGGAUGCUGCUCUGUAGUUUAUAACAAGAACAAAAUGUAGAAUUACAAAUAUUGCUACAAACUAAAAUGAUCGCUAAAAAUGAAUACAAAACAAAUUCACAAAAAAUAAACACAGUGAUUAUUCUACGUUGAGCUCCAAUCGACUUUAAAAAAAAAAUGAAAAUGGGAUAUUUGUGGAACAAAGAGGUUCAAAAGUUUGGCUGAAAUUUUUCUGACACGAGGGUACAUUUAUCUAUAUCACUCACUAAAUCAGAAGUAAAUUAUAGAAUGAUCCUAAAAAUACCUUUCAGGGAACUCUGAUUAACUAAAUGAUUUUUUUCUCUUCUAGUAAAAUGAGAAAGAUCUCUAGGUUUAUGUCUCCUUAAAAAGGACUAUGAGCCUAGCUGUUUGAUAAAAAUAUACUGAGUACAUUAAUCGUUUGAUUGCUGAAGGAUUUUCUUGUAAUUAUGCUAUAAGUGCAGAGUAAAAUGCAUAUACAGUC
Molecule: messenger RNA, 2172 nt
Organism: Uloborus diversus
Lineage: Eukaryota; Metazoa; Arthropoda; Arachnida; Araneae; Uloboridae
Product: platelet-activating factor acetylhydrolase 2, cytoplasmic-like
Exons: 8
Coding region: 120-1457 (445 amino acids)
Molecular function (GO): 1-alkyl-2-acetylglycerophosphocholine esterase activity
Source: RefSeq, a predicted model, not a curated record